AUGACAUAUCAUGGAUCAUACGAUUUCAUAUUUGUGGACGCUGACAAAGAUAAUUACUUGAACUAUCACAAGAGAUUAAUCGAUUUGGUUAAGAUUGGUGGAGUAAUUGGGUAUGACAACGCCUUAUGGAACGGAUCAGUAGUGGCACCACCUGAUGCACCCCUAAGGAAAUACGUUAGGUAUUAUAGAGAUUUUGUAUUGGAACUCAACAAGGCCUUGGCUGCUGAUUCCAGAAUUGAAAUCUGUCAGCUUCCUGUUGGUGAUGGUAUCACUUUGUGUCGCCGCAUCAGUUAAAAUAUCAAGGCAUUAUUUUUUAAAUACCCCUAUUUCGAAUCUUUUCAUUAUUUUAUGCUUUAUUUUUUAAUUCUGUCUUUUCUGGUAAAAAGGAUUGUUGUCUAUGUACCUAUUGAUUAAUUUUACUAUGUAUUUUCGUAAAUAAGAACAAAAGUUCAAGUAAAUUAAGUUUCAAGGUCA
Molecule: messenger RNA, 474 nt
Organism: Solanum pennellii
Lineage: Eukaryota; Viridiplantae; Streptophyta; Magnoliopsida; Solanales; Solanaceae
Product: caffeoyl-CoA O-methyltransferase 1-like
Exons: 1
Coding region: 1-294 (97 amino acids)
Molecular function (GO): S-adenosylmethionine-dependent methyltransferase activity; O-methyltransferase activity
Source: RefSeq, a predicted model, not a curated record